CGCUUAUCCCCAAUCAGUGUUGUUCUCCUGUUUAGUGUUUACUCUUUUUGACUUUUUUAAUUUUGAUAACGAUUCAAGGUAAUAUGAUUAAAUGUAAUCUCCACGUUAGCUAAAAACUCCGGUCGAAGUUAAAUUCACGAUAAGGUCGAGGUUGCUGCCGCCGGAGGAUCAAUCUUACCAGGCGAACUUUUUAAGUUAUAAGAAACGGGAUGAACUUGGGAAGGGUGGGGAGAAUGCGAGCCGAGGAAAGGGAAGGCGAAUAGGGGGAGACGUGUGUUUUAUAAUCUAGGGCGAAGAGUUUCAAAACUAAGAUAAGGGCGAGACGAUCGCCUCUGUCAGUCUGGCAGGGCAAGAGAGAGGGUUGCGCGUUCCGUCAGAGAAGCGGGCACUGACAGCCAGGAGUCGGUUGAGAGCAGAUCCGUGCGCUGUUUCAAGUAGAGUAAAGGAUGGAGGGAGAGAAGGAAAGAGAGAGUGAGAAAGGGGAGGAGAAGGAGAACGAUGAGGCGGAGGAUUCUGAUCGAUUGACAGAGGGGGCAGCCCUGCCAUGCCAAGAGGGGUCCUCUGACUUACCCAUCAUGCACUGGGAGGCGCUGAGCCUGCGCAUUGCAGAGCUGGAGAAACAGGAAGAGGAGAGGAAGGAAAGGUUAAAGAGCCUGGGUGUGCUGGAGCGAGGGAGUGUGUCAGCAGGCUGGAUGAAGGAGAGGGAGCGAGGGAGCUGGAGUGCAGAGUGGGAUGACACGGAGGAUCGAAGCCGUCGCAUCAUGGCGCUCACCUCUCGGUUCCACAAUCAAAAGAACUUGCAGCUCUGCUUCAUCAAUAACAGCGAGAGUGAGGAUGAGGAAGAGGACGAAGAUGGAGUGGGGACAGAGAAAUCCAGAGAGGGUGUGGCUGACGGGCAUGGGCCAUCAAGACAAGCCCCUCCCCCUGCUAAUGCUGACAAGGGCAAGCGGACAAGGGGGUUGAAAAUGGAAGUGAGGGCUACACUGAGCGCACUCAGAGACAAGCUGUGGGCCGAACAGAGAGAGAAGGAGCGGUUAGCAUGCUGUGACACAGGGAUAAAGAGGAAACCACUGGAGCUCGGUGAUCUGCAGAACCUCAGCCUGCAGCAGCUGGACUCACUCAGAGCCUCCCUCAACCAGGCCAUUCAUGACCUUAGCUCAGAGCUGGUGAGCCGGCUGCUGAUGCGGGACCAGCUGAGGACAGAGCAGGAUGCCAUGCUGCUGGAUGUGGAGGAUAUGACAUCACUGUGA
This is a messenger RNA of Megalops cyprinoides (Indo-Pacific tarpon), 1250 nucleotides long. RefSeq names its product schwannomin-interacting protein 1-like. Gene Ontology annotation, cellular component: cell junction; plasma membrane. The transcript is spliced from 7 exons. Gene Ontology annotation, biological process: positive regulation of hippo signaling. NCBI's taxonomy places the organism in Eukaryota, Metazoa, Chordata, Actinopteri, Elopiformes, Megalopidae. The record is from RefSeq and is a predicted model, not a curated record. Bases 447 to 1250 code for a protein of 267 amino acids.